This is a messenger RNA of Branchiostoma floridae (Florida lancelet), 2499 nucleotides long. RefSeq names its product putative N-acetylated-alpha-linked acidic dipeptidase. Gene Ontology annotation, molecular function: carboxypeptidase activity. The transcript is spliced from 18 exons. The record is from RefSeq and is a predicted model, not a curated record. Bases 103 to 2328 code for a protein of 741 amino acids. NCBI's taxonomy places the organism in Eukaryota, Metazoa, Chordata, Leptocardii, Amphioxiformes, Branchiostomatidae.
AAAAAAAUCGUCGUCCCCUCAAACUCACCCCGUUCAAACUUGAAGUUGUGGAACAGUCCUUGUCCAGACGACGCGUCCUGCCAGGAUACGUGAGGAACAGUCAUGGCUGAGAACACGUCUGGAUACAGGGGCGUACGCAGAAGACCCUUCUUACUCCUGGGGGCAGGGUGCGCGGUGUUAGGACUCGUGUUAGGCAUCAUCAUCGGCUACUUCGCCAUUCCCCAGAGCGGGACGCCAUGGUCUGCCGCCCUGACACAGGAGGGAGACCCGAGCAUCGCGGCACGGCUACAACGUGAGGUCACGCCCAGCAAUAUCAGGGACAACCUGAGGGAGCUGACGGCCCGCCCGCACAUAGCCGGGAAGGAGAUGGACCUGGGGGUGGCCCGGCUGUUACGGGACAGGUGGCUGGAGUACGGGCUGGACUCCGCCCGUCUCGUCCCGUACGACGUGCUGUUGGCGUACCCGAGCAGGGAACCCGACAGGCCGAGCCGCGUUUCGCUGCUGGAGCCUGACGGCACAGUGGUGGUGGAGUCCCAGCAACAGGAGGCCGGGGUGGACGAUCCCGAGGCAGAACCACCGUUCAACGCUUACUCAGCCUCAGGAGAAGUUCAGGGUGAACUGGUGUAUGUAAACUUCGCCCGGGCUGAAGAUUUCCAAACGUUGGUGAGGGACCUGCGCGUGGACGUGACUGGGAAGAUCUGCAUCGCCAGAUAUGGCGAGAUAUUCAGGGGGGACAAGGUUAAACAGGCCAGUCAGUAUGGCUGUGCCGGUCUGAUCCUGUACUCGGACCCUGAGCAGUGCGUGGCGGACGGCAUGGCUGUGUGGCCGGACGGCUGGAUGAUGCCGAGCACGGGCGUGCAGCGGGGAACGGUGAAGCUAACCGGAGACGUCCUGACGCCUUUCUAUCCAGCUAAUGAGUACGCCUAUCGGUUACGUGUAGAAGAUGCAGGCCUUCCCACCAUCCCUGUUCAUCCUAUCAGCUACGGAGUUGCAGUGGAAAUACUGAGAAAUAUGGCAGGCGCUGAAGCUCCCGUUGACUGGCAGGGCGGGUUGGAUAUAACCUACCACUUAGGACCAGGUUAUGCGGGUCAGGGAAGCAGCAGGACGGUGCGACUUGUGGUGAACCAAGACAGGGAGGUGCGGACCACGUACAACGUCAUCGGCACCAUUCGGGGAGCCGUCGAACCAGACCGGUACGUGAUCGUGGGGAACCACCAUGACGCCUGGGUGUACGGCAGCGUGGACCCGUCCAGCGGGACCGCCGUCAUACUGGAACUGGCCAGGGCCAUGGGCAAACUCAAGAGGGAGGGCUGGAGACCACGUCGCACUGUUGUGUUCGGCAGCUGGGGAGCAGAGGAGGAGGGACUGAUCGGCUCUGUGGAGUUUGUAGAGGAUUACAUCAAAAGUCUUCAAGAACGGACGGUAGCAUACCUCAACUGUGACUCUGCGGCAAGUGGAAACUUCUCACUGUCGGUAGCGGCGAGUCCACUCUUGCACAACAUGAUACGAGACGCUACGAAAAAGGUGCCUGACCCGCAUGAGCCCAGCAAAACCCUGUACGACACGUGGCGGACGAAGCGACCGGAGGAGGAGGGCAAUCCCGACAGUCGCCCGAAAAUCAACAAGUUGGGCUCCGGGAGCGACUACGCACCGUUUUUCCAGCAUGCCGGCAUCGCGGCAUCCAGCAUGUCAAGCGACAUAGACCCCGCGAUUGGUCUGGGUGGCUAUCCUCUGUACCACUCUGCCUAUGAGACAUUUGAUCUUCAAGAUCGUUUCAUCGACCCUGACUGGACCGUUCACCAGGCGGUGGGCCGGCUGUGGGGGCAGAUGGCGGUGACCCUAGCGGAUGCCCUGGUACUGCCGCUGGAUGUGCGCGACUACGCCACGGCUGUGCAGCAGAUGAUGGACGAGCUCCGACAGGAGCACGGCUCCAGGCUGAGCGCGCAAAAUAUCGGCUUAGAACACCUUGAGUCGGCAGUGUCAAACUUCACCAGGGCUACUACAACUUUCCACCAAACCCUUGAAAGUGUGGACAAAUCAAAUCCCGUUGCGGUGCGUGCUGUAAACGAUCGCCUCAUGAAGCUGGAGGGUGCCUUCAUCGACCCACUGGGACUACCUGAUAGGCCGUGGUUCAGACAUGUGGCUUUUGCCCCGAGCAAUGUCAACACCUACGCAGGACAGUCCUUCCCUGGGCUGGCUGAUGCCCUGUUUGACAUUGACCGUGCAGCUGACCAGGCAGCGCGGUGGGAGGUUGUGAGGAAGCAGCUUGCAGUUACCACCUUCACCGUACAGUCUGCAGCCAACACUUUGGUCAACAACCUGUUCUAGACAGCAAAUAUACAGGAAUCUUAAUUUUAGAAAGGAUUCAAAUUGACUCUUAUUCAGAUGUACCUGUUCCAAAAGCAGAGACAAUAUGCUUGUCCCAAAUAGCCUGACUAAAUGUACUAUGUUUCCUUUUAUUCUAAGCAAUUCAAGAGACUUGCGCAACAUGGAUGUAUU